CGGCGGCUGGUAGGGAGACUUCAGAGGAACCCGCGGGAGCAGACACCGUCUCCAAGGUGACCAUGACGGAGGAGUCUCACAGAAGCCCAGCAGCGGAGAUCUCAGUCACCAGCAACGGAGACACAGACCAGAGUCACGAAGAGGUGUUUCAGAGGGACCUGUCACAUGCUGUGCCCUCUGGACCAAUCAUGUCGCAGACUCACGCCAUCCCUGACAAGUUAGGAAUGACUACUGAAGGCAUUGUUGAAGUGGGACCAUACAGAGGAUCAGCAAGCCAGCCCACGACCCCCACCGUGGCUCCCAGUCCUGCGGCCGCUAGCCGGCUAGCUCGGCCGGCAAGCGAUAGUCAGGUGGAGAGCGGGACAGAUGCCAAUAAAGGACAGGCAAAGAGUGGGGCUCUGGUGCUGGCAGAUGACAUGAGAAACCCAGCGCUCGAGAAACUGGAACUGGUCAGAAAAUGGAGCAUCAACACGUAUAAAUGCACUAAGCAGAUAUUAUCGGAGAAGUUGGGUCGCGGUUCCCGGACGGUGGAUCUGGAGCUGGAGGCUCAGAUCGAGGUUCUCAGAGACAACAAGCGGAAAUAUGAACAUGUGAUCAAACUGGCACAGACGCUGACCAAUCAGCUCACACAGAUGAUGCAGACGCAGCGGCAGCUGGGAGACGCCUUUGCAGACCUCAGUCUCAAAUCACCCGAACUGCAUGAGGAGUUUGGAUAUAACGCUGAAACCCAAAAGCUUCUGGCCAAAAAUGGAGAAACUCUCUUAGGAGCCAUCCAGUUCUUCAUCUCCAGCGUCAACACGCUGGUGGACAAAACCAUCGAGGACACUCUGAUCAAUGUCAAACAGUACGAGGUCGCCAGGGUGGAAUAUGACGCUUACCGUACUGACCUGGAGGAGCUGAAUUUGGGCCCACGGGACGCCAACACCCUGCCCAAGAUCGAGCUUUCCCAGCAGCGCUUCCAGAUCCAUCGUGAGAAGUACGAGAAGAUGCGGAAUGACGUGUCAAUCAAACUCAAAUUCCUGGAGGAGAACAAGGUGAAGGUUUUGCACAACCAGCUGGUCCUGUUUCAUAACGCCAUCGCAGCGUACUAUGCUGGAAACCAACAACAGCUGGAACAGACGCUCAAACAGUUCCACAUCAAACCCAAAAUGCCCGGAGGGGACACCCCGUCCUGGCUGGAGGAGCACUGAACCGCUGCCCCCUGCACUUAGAAUGAGUUGGUA
Messenger RNA from Chanos chanos (milkfish), 1223 nucleotides. It is a transcript of the gene arfip1, whose product is annotated as ADP-ribosylation factor interacting protein 1 (arfaptin 1). Bases 63 to 1190 code for a protein of 375 amino acids. Gene Ontology annotation, cellular component: trans-Golgi network membrane. The transcript is spliced from 9 exons. Gene Ontology annotation, biological process: intracellular protein transport; regulation of Arp2/3 complex-mediated actin nucleation. Lineage: Eukaryota; Metazoa; Chordata; Actinopteri; Gonorynchiformes; Chanidae. The record is from RefSeq and is a predicted model, not a curated record. Gene Ontology annotation, molecular function: protein domain specific binding; phospholipid binding.